Molecule: messenger RNA, 1862 nt
Organism: Papaver somniferum (opium poppy)
Lineage: Eukaryota; Viridiplantae; Streptophyta; Magnoliopsida; Ranunculales; Papaveraceae
Product: protein NRT1/ PTR FAMILY 5.4-like
Exons: 5
Coding region: 108-1811 (567 amino acids)
Biological process (GO): dipeptide transport; transmembrane transport
Cellular component (GO): membrane
Molecular function (GO): dipeptide transmembrane transporter activity; tripeptide transmembrane transporter activity
Source: RefSeq, a predicted model, not a curated record
UGGCUCUUUGUAUUCCUUAAAAGAGAACUAAAGCUUGUUAGUCUCAUUCAAGGGAAGGACAAAAACAGUUGAUUAUAAAUUCUUCUCUAAAGUUGUUGCCGAGAAAAAUGCAGAACAAUAUAAGAGUCCCACUCUUGAACAUUCCUCAUGGUCAUGAUGAAUUUGGCCAUAUGGGAACUCCUGUGGAGAAAGAAGUCACUAAAGGAGGAUGGAAAUCCUCUAUUUACAUUAUCGGGGUUGAAGUCGCGGAGAGAUUUGCAUAUUAUGGCACUUCAGGGAACCUCAUUACAUAUCUCACUAAUGUACUAGGCGAAUCUACAGCAACGGCCGCCAAGAAUGUAAAUAUUUGGUCGGGUGUUGCAAGUCUUCUGCCAUUAUUGGGAGCUUUCAUGGCUGAUUCCUAUUUGGGUCGUUUUAAUACAAUUCUCAUUUCUUCCAUCAUUUAUGUUAUGGGACUUGUUAUGUUGACGAUUUCGGCUUCAGUGGUUCCGUUAGAAUAUCAACAUGUAUUCUUCUUCUUGUCGCUUUACUUGGUGGCCGUAGGAGAGGGAGGGCACAAGCCGUGUCUACUAACGUUCGGCGCUGAUCAAUUUGAUGAAGAUGAACCAGAGGAGAAAAAAGCAAAGAGUUCAUUCUUCAACUGGUGGUACUUUGGGAUAUCUGGUGGAGCUGCAGCGGGAAUGUUGAUCGUUUUCUAUGUUCAAGAUUAUGUGGGAUGGGCAGUUGGAUUCGGUAUCCCAUCCCUUGCCAUGGCAUUUGCUUUGGUGUUGUUUUUGAUUGGUAGCAGAUCAUACAGGCAACUAGUUCCUAAGGGAAGCCCAGUAGUUGGAGUUGUUCAAGUGUUUGUUGCAGCUUAUAGAAAACGCCAUCUACCCAUUUCAGAGGACGGAUAUGAAAUAUGUAACCAAGUCACAAGGGAAAUUAAUACUACAUCCGAGGGUCGAGCCCUCAGUCACACUGAUCAAUUCAGAUGUCUGGACAAAGCAACCAUUAUAGACGAAAUCGAUAUAUUGAACAACACCAGAAAUGAGUGGAGAAUUUGCUCGACAACCCAAGUGGAGGAAGUUAAACUCCUAGUCCGUCUAAUCCCUAUCUGGUUUAGUAGCUUGAUGUACGCGGUAACAUUAGCACAAGGAGGCACAUUCUUCACCAAGCAAGGCAGUACAAUGGAAAGAAGAAUAAGUCACGGAUUUCAUAUACCGCCAGCUUCACUUCUAGUCACUCCUGGCUUAGUCAUCAUGUUCACUAUCCCUUUUUACGACAGAGUUUUUGUCCCAAUGGUGAGACAUUGGACAGGAAUCAGAUCCGGUAUAACAAUGCUUCAGAGAAUUGGAAUUGGAAUGUUUAUCUCAAUAAUCUAUAUGGUAAUAGCAGCUCUAACAGAGGCUAAAAGAGUUAAGAUUGCUGCAGAACAUGGACUACUUGAUCUGCCCAAAGUUACUGUUCCAAUGAGUAUUUGGUGGUUACUUCCGCAAUAUAUUGUACAAGGAAUUUCAGAUGUGUUUUUAAUUGUUGGGUUACAAGAACUAUUCUAUGAUCAAAUGCCAGAGGCAAUGAGGAGCAUCGGAUCUGCGGUUUAUCUCAGUGUUUUUGGUGUUGGAAACUUAAUGAGUAGUGUUGUUAUAUCUCUCGUGCAGGUUGUGAGUUCAAGAUGUGGGGAUGAAUGGUUGGGAAACAAUCUCAAUAGGGCUCAUCUUGAUUACUACUACUGGUUACUAGCUGGGUUAGAUACUUUAUGGUUUUGUUUGUUUUUAGUUGUUUCCAAGUAUUUCGUGUAUAAGAAAGUUAACGGUGCUCAUCUCGCAACAUAGUAGUUGUGGGUAGCAUUAAUCAAAAAUUUGAAAUCUAAUGGAAGUGGUGUU